AAUGAUCCAGGACGAAACAUAAAUGUAUUGCUGGGUGGAGGUCGACGCCACUGGCUGCCCAAAGUGGCCCACGACCCCGAAUUAACCAAGGAAGAGGGCAGAAGAUUAGACGGGCGAAAUCUCAUAGACGAUUGGGUAAGGGACAAGAAAAAACGAUCAAUGAAGGCGCAAUACGUUUGGAACAAGGGACAACUGGAUCAGAUAGACCCUAAUCAAGUGGAUUAUUUAUUAGGGUUGUUUUCCUAUUCUCACAUGGACUUCGAGGCCGAUCGCGACCCUGGGGCCACUGGGGACCCCUCCCUUGCAGAUAUGACGCGCUCUGCGCUCUCCAUAUUGCUCAAAAACCCGAAGGGGUUUUUUCUGGUGGUCGAAGGUGGACGUAUAGAUCACGCCCAUCACUACAACAACGCAUACAGAGCGUUGGACGAAACGUUGGCUAUGGAAACGGCCCUUUUAGCAGCUCUAGCUCUUGUAAAUCCCACUGAAACUCUGAUAGUGGUUACGUCAGAUCAUUCCCACGUUCUGACAAUGGGUGGACAAGCCACACCAAGGGGACAUCCUAUAUUAGGUCCUGAUAGCAAAGUCUCUGAUGUUGACGGACAACCCUACACUACCCUCCUAUAUGGAAAUGGUCCAGGAUAUGCCACACCCAGGAUAAUACCGAUGAAUACGACUUCGGCUGCUGAAGAUCGAAACCAAGUUCACGGAUCAGCAGUACCCAGGCAAUGGGCCACUCAUGGAGGUGAAGAUGUUCCCGUAUACGCAUUGGGACCUUUAGCAACCACUCUGUUUACAGGCACUUUCGAUCAGAGCUACAUCCCGCACGCCAUAGCCUACAGCGCGUGCCUCGGAGAACAUCGGCUGCGUUGCCAAGGCCUCGAUAAUUAUACGGGCGCCCCCUUAGUGCCUCACAGCGGCAACUGCGCUCAGCAAGAAAUCACCAGCGUGGCUCAUUCCGGUCAACCGAUCGUCAUAGCCAGCAGUGUAAUGUCUGAUGACGGACUAUUGAGGGUGAAAUCUUCAAGCGAUGCUGUGGUACUAGAAAUGUUCGAGUUGACAGUUGUGGUGACGAUAGUGGGGGUAAUUGGUGCUGUUAUUACGUAAGGAUUGUAUGAAUGGGUUAAAGGGGUGUGAUACUUAAACGAAUUUAUUGUUAAAAUGGAAGAGGUUGAGUUGAUUUUGAUGGAAGAAGUCAGUAGAAAAAAGUGUGGAUCAAAUUAAGUUCUAUCAAUUACGAAGCACACAAUGGACAGAAAAAGUCUUUGAUCACACUGUAUUUACAUUGAACUUCUAUUCAAACUUAUUG
This is a messenger RNA of Psylliodes chrysocephalus, 1306 nucleotides long. Lineage: Eukaryota; Metazoa; Arthropoda; Insecta; Coleoptera; Chrysomelidae. The record is from the annotation of a GenBank genome assembly.